GACUGAGGACACAAACACUGAGGUCAUUAGCUAAAUAAAAUAUUGUCCUUUUUGCGCGCGAGCGCUGCUGUCUCUCUUUGAAUACAUUUGACAGCUUCGCCAGCGGUCCUAGGAAUUGACCUCUGUAAGCAUGCAUAGUUUGACACAACAGUACAUGACCGAGAAACGCUGACCUGACUCUAAAUGGAAGGUCCACUUCUGCGGCCGCGACAAAUUACCUUUGACGACUUGUCCGGCUCGCUCUCUCGCGUUGCCGGCGCUCAGCUAAUGAAGACUAUGACAGGACCAGUAAACACAAAGGAUACCUCCAAUACACCAAGCUGGAACGAGCUGGUUGCGCAACUCAGCGCAAUAGCCAGGGAUGUACAAGAGGCGCAUGACGAAAUGCAGAGCCGCGUGGACGGCCACCGGCGUGCGGCCCUUGACCAGCUCGAGGCCACGGGCGGUAAACAGGCGCAGGAGAGCCACGUCAAGGCCUUGAAGGCCAACUGGAAGUUUGGAGGACAGAAGGAGGCCUUCCUUGAACGUGUGAAGGCGUUCCGCGACACGCAGGAGCUGUUGCAACACGACUUCUCCUCUGACGCCAGCAUCGCCGACAAGGCCGUGACGACGCUGAAGGAGGAGAUACGCGAGCGCAACGCCGCCAUCACCAAGAUGCAGCAGCAGCUGGGCGGCGUCAUCAGCCAGAUCACGCGGCUGUACGACACCGGAAAGGCCGCGGCGGCGCAGCUGGGCAUGCAGCUGCCGCGCAUCGCCGCCGAGCUGGAGGAGUACCAGGCCGGGCGCGAGGCGCCGCCGGAGCCCGCCGUGGGCGGCAAGGCCGAGGAGGAGCUGCUACGGCUGCUCGCCGAGGAGGAGGCGGAGGCGGCGGCGCUGGAGGCGGAGGCGGCGCGGGAGGGCGCCAACUGGGCUGCGGGCCAGGCGGAGCGCGGCGCGCUGGAGGCGUGUGUGCGGGAGCUGCGGGAGGAGGCGGAGGCGCUGGAGGAGGAGUGCAGCGCGGCGGCGGCCAAGCAGGGAGCCAAGUACUCGGAGCAGCUGCAGUGGUACGAAUCGCUGUGCUGUGCGCUGACCCGCCUCAACGGUGUGGAGCUGCUGGGGGCAGACGCAUCCAGCCUGCGCCUGGCCAUCACGCAGGCCAUCCCGCGCGCCAUGCCCGGCCGCGAGCACUUCCCGCAGCCGCCCUCCGCCUCCGCCAGCGCCUCCGCCUCCCAGGCUGCUGGCACGGGCGCCGCCGGCGUGAUCAGCAUGUCUCUGGACCCAUCCGCCGCCGCGUCGGCCGCCGCCGGCAUCGGCGCAGAGGCGGCGGAGCACCGCCUCACCCUGGAGUUCGCGCCGCCUCCGGCUGCGGCCGCCGCCGGCGCCGGCUUCUCCUCCGCCGCCGCCUCGGCGCCCGCCAUGCCGCUUCUGUGCGGCGCUUCGCUGGAUCCGCCGGUUGUGGACAUCACGGAGGACGUGCGCGCGGCGCUGGCGCUGCAGGGCAGUGCUGAUGCGCGGGAGCGCGGCGCGGCGCUUAGUGGACUGCUGAUCGACGUGAAGGCGCGCGUGCGGCAGCACUGCCGCCGCGAGCUGCAGCUGUCGGACGCCAACGAGAUCUACCCGCUGCAGCCCACGGACGUGUCCCCGCAGCUGCUGCGCUGUGUGCUGCCCAACAAAGUCGAGGUGGAGGUGGAGGUGCCGCUGGCCUGGCCCUGCGACGACGCUGUCGGUGCGGGUGCGGGUGCAAGCGCUCCGCAGCUGGCGCUGGUGGCGCUGCAGGCGCCGCGCGCCUCGCAGGACCUGGCGCCGCUGCUGACGCGGCUGCAGCAGGACCUCAAGGCCGCGCAGCAGCCGGAUGAGGAGCAGCAGCAGCCGUCGGAGCAGGGCUUGGCUGGAAGCGGCAGUAGCAGCCAGGCGCUGCUGCGGCGGCGGCAGCUGCGUGGCUGCAGCUUGCGGGAGCUGCUGGACUGGGUGUAUGGCUGCAUUGUGGCGGAGCUGGGCAAGUAGCCGGCAGGAGGACCGCACAAGAGGAGGGACAGCGACACGGCGAUGGCGCGGCGAGGAGGUGGCGGGGGCGGAAGGCGGGCCAAAGAGGAAGGUACCGUUUCCAGUCAUGCAUCGGUGGUAGCACCUUCGGCUUGUGUUUCGAACAGUGCGCAUUAGUUAAGCCACAGGUUUGCUGUGGCCGGGAUUUGCUCCUUAGCCAGGGGGACUGGGAACGUGUACGAUGCGCAGGGAUGGCAAGGGUGGACGAUUAAAAGGAGCAAUCGAGGGCAUACGAAGGCUCUGUAAGGCCCUUCAAUGAAAUGGCUGGACUGCCGACUAAUUGACGCGUCAUUGAUCUC
Molecule: messenger RNA, 2321 nt
Organism: Chlamydomonas reinhardtii
Lineage: Eukaryota; Viridiplantae; Chlorophyta; Chlorophyceae; Chlamydomonadales; Chlamydomonadaceae
Exons: 9
Coding region: 277-1983 (568 amino acids)
Source: RefSeq, a predicted model, not a curated record